CACUCUCCAUCUCUAGUCUCUACACUAUAAAUUAUCCUCACACCACACCAACACCCCUUCACUCCACUCUCCACUCUCCACUCCUCAAUGGCACCAUUUCCCUGCUUCCACGCCUUCGUGUUGCUCUUCUUCAUUUGGACACUCGCUGCUUCUUUGGACCUAGAGAAGAGAAGCACGUUCAUAAUCCAAGUCCACCGCGACGCCAAACCCUCCGUAUUCCAAACGCACAAGCACUGGUACCAAUCCUCCCUCUCUUCUAUUUCCACCACCGCUUCCAUAAUCCACACAUACGACACCGUUUUCCACGGCUUCUCCGCCAAGCUAACCACUUCAGAGGCGCACAGAGUGGAAACACUCAGCCACGUCAUCGCCCUCAUUCCCGAGCAAGUUCGCAAGCCGCACACCACGCGCUCGCCGCAGUUCCUCGGCCUCACCACCGCCGACCGAACCGGUUUGCUCCACGAGACCGAUUUCGGCUCCGAUCUCGUCAUCGGAGUUAUCGACACCGGAAUCUGCCCGGAGAGGCAGAGCUUCAACGACCGCGACCUCGGCCCCGUUCCGCCCAAAUGGAAGGGCCAGUGCGUCGCCGGGGACAAUUUUCCGGCCACCUCCUGCAACCGGAAACUCAUCGGAGCCAGAUACUUCUUCGCCGGCUACGAGGCCACCAACGGCAAGAUGAACGAAACCACGGAGGUUCGCUCUCCGCGUGACACCGACGGCCACGGCACUCACACGGCGUCCAUUGCCGCCGGCCGCUACGUCUCGCCGGCGUCCACGCUCGGCUACGCCAAGGGCGUCGCCGCCGGGAUGGCGCCCAAGGCGCGCCUCGCCGUGUACAAGGUAUGCUGGAGCAGCGGCUGCUUCGACUCCGACAUCCUCGCCGCGUUUGACGCCGCCGUCGCAGACGGCGUCGACGUGGCGUCAUUGAGCGUCGGCGGCGUGGUGGUUCCCUACCACCUUGAUGUGAUUGCUAUUGGCGCCUUCGGCGCCGCCUCUAACGGCGUUUUUGUCUCCUCCUCCGCCGGAAACGGCGGCCCCGGCGGGCUUACGGUGACCAAUGUGGCGCCGUGGGUGACCACUGUCGGCGCCGGGACCAUGGAUAGGGAUUUUCCUGCGGAUGUUAAGCUUGGAAAUGGUAAAAUUGUACCUGGGGUUGGUAUCUACGAUGGACCGGGUUUAACUCCGGGUCGAAUGUACCCGGUAGUGUAUGCUGGUGUAGAACAAUUUGGUGGUGGUGAUGGUUAUUCAUCUUCACUUUGUUUAGAAGGUUCCUUGGAUCCCAAGUUUGUUAAGGGGAAAAUUGUUGUGUGUGAUAGAGGCAUUAAUUCAAGGACUGCGAAGGGUGCGGAGGUGAAAAAAAAUGGAGGGGUUGGCAUGAUUUUGGCCAAUGGUGUGUUUGAUGGUGAAGGAUUGGUGGCUGAUUGCCACGUGUUGCCCGCCACUUCGGUCGGUGCCACCAGCGGCGACGAAAUCCGGAGGUACAUUGGGAGUUCGCGGUCGCCAGCGACUGCUACAAUUGUGUUCAAAGGGACUAGGCUUGGUGUAAGGCCAGCUCCUGUGGUGGCAUCAUUUUCAGCAAGAGGGCCUAACCCUGUUUCCCCUGAGAUUUUGAAGCCUGAUGUUAUUGCCCCAGGGUUGAACAUUCUUGCAGCUUGGCCUGACCAUGUUGGGCCUUCUGGUCUUCCCUCUGAUGGGCGCAGGACUGAGUUCAACAUUCUCUCUGGGACUUCCAUGGCUUGCCCUCAUGUUUCUGGUUUGGCUGCUUUGUUAAAAGCAGCACACCCUGAUUGGAGUCCUGCUGCUAUUAGGUCUGCUUUGAUGACCACUGCUUACACUGUUGACAAUAGGGGUCACCCCAUGUUGGAUGAGUCCACUGGGAACGUUUCCUCAGUGUUUGAUUAUGGUGCUGGCCAUGUUCAUCCUGAGAAGGCCAUGAACCCCGGAUUGGUUUAUGAUAUCUCCACUUCUGAUUAUGUGAAUUUCUUGUGCAAUUCCAAUUAUACCACUAAGACCAUCCAUGUGAUCACUAGGAAAAAUGCUGAUUGCAGUGGGGCUAAGAGAGCUGGACAUUCUGGGAACCUGAAUUACCCUUCUUUGUCUGCAGUGUUUCAGCAAUAUGGAAAGAGGAGAAUGUCUACUCACUUUAUUAGGACUGUGACCAAUGUUGGGGACCCAAAUUCAGUGUACAAGGUCACCAUUAAUCCACCAGGGGGAAUGGUGGUCACAGUGAAGCCAGAGACUCUGACUUUCAAGAGGGUGGGGCAGAAGUUGAGCUUUCUUGUUAGGGUACAAACUAGGGCGGUUAAGCUUUCCCCUGGAGGUUCUAGUGUCAAGAGUGGUUCCAUUGUUUGGUCUGAUGGGAAGCAUAUUGUCACAAGUCCCCUGGUUGUGACAAUGCAGCAACCUCUGGAGUAGUGUUUGAGGUUUUGGGUGUAGAAAAUUUUGGGGGGUUUUAUCUAUCUUGGAUAUCUUGUUAAAAGUUAGCUCUAUACGCUUAAUAGAGUGUUUUCAUGAAGGUGUUUCAUCUGUAAGAACUGCUAGAAGGAUGGUUUGUUAGCAAGAGCGUGAAGGUACUGCCAAAAAUGGGGAAAUUCUCAACAACAAAAAAAAGUAUGGUGAAAGUAUAUCUUUCAUGUUGUAUAAUUAAGAAUGUUUGUAGAUUAUGUUGUGUUUAGAAGAGGAUAAGUAUAUUAUUGGAAGGAUCCUUUCCUUUUCGAGUGA
Cajanus cajan (pigeon pea) is the source of this 2721-nucleotide messenger RNA. Its product is annotated as Subtilase family protein. Gene Ontology annotation, molecular function: serine-type endopeptidase activity. The record is from RefSeq and is a predicted model, not a curated record. Lineage: Eukaryota; Viridiplantae; Streptophyta; Magnoliopsida; Fabales; Fabaceae. Gene Ontology annotation, biological process: proteolysis.